AUGAUUUGCUUGAAGUUCCUAUCUCUUCUUACCUAUGGACUUACAGUGCUGCAGGGCGUGAAAGGGUGGACAUACCAUUAUUCAGACAAAAACAUGACCUACAGGGAAGCAGAGCAGUGGUGCAGAAAGAAGUAUACUAACCUGGUUGCAAUCCAGAACAAGGAGGAAAUCAAGCACCUCAAUGCCUUCUUACCCUUCAAUCCGGGUUACUAUUGGAUUGGAAUCAGAAAAAUUAAUGGCGUAUGGACCUGGACUGGAACUAACAAAGAACUGACAGAAGAAGCAAGAAACUGGGCUUCAGGGGAGCCAAAUGGCAAAGGGAACAACGAGGACUGCGUUGAGAUCUACAUCAAAAGAGGGAAGGAUGAUGGCAAAUGGAAUGAUGAGCAGUGUGAGAAAAAGAAGGUUGCCUUGUGCUACACAGCUUCUUGCAACCCAUCUCUCUGCAGUGGCCAUGGAGAAUGCAUAGAGACUAUCAACAACCACACCUGCCAUUGCGACCCUGGCUUCUAUGGGCCUGAAUGCGAGUUUGUUAAGAGUUGUGAUCCACUAAAGAAACCUGAUCAUGGCAGCCUUGAGUGCCACCAUCCACUGGGGGACUUCAGCUACAACUCGUCCUGCACAGUUCAGUGUGAGGAGGGCUAUGAGCUGACUGCACUGGAAUCUGUCCACUGUACCUCUUCUGGGAUCUGGUCUGCCCCCCUUGCAGCAUGCAAAGCUGUGACCUGUCCUGCCUUGGAAAUGCCCAUCCACGGGGCUGUGAACUGCUCCCAUCCUGUGACCUGUCCUGCCUUGGAAAUGCCCAUCCACGGGGCUGUGAACUGCUCCCAUCCCUCCGUGCAGCUCACCUGGGGAACCACCUGUGAGUUCACCUGUGAGGAAGGAUUUACCCUGACAGGACCAGCCACACUGCAAUGUGGCUCCUCAGGGGCCUGGGACAGGCAGCAGCCAACGUGUGCAGCUGUGAGGUGUGAGGCUGUCCCGCGGCCAGCAGAAGGCUCUGUGAGCUGUGACCACGCUCCUGCAGAGCUCACCUCUGGCUCACGCUGUGAUUUCCAGUGCGAUGAGGGAUAUGUCCUGGAGGGCUCGCCCAGCACUGAGUGCACGGCACAGGGACAGUGGUCCGAGCCAGUGCCCAAAUGCAAAGGUAAGACUGUUGGAAAUUGCAGUUUUCUGGUCACUGGAGAACACACAGAAAUCCAUAUUCCUACAGGGCCCUGGCUCCAAACUAAAUGCUGUGCUCCCAUGUUUUCUACUGUUCCAAUGAAUUUGAAAAUAAAUUGUACAUCUACUAGUGCAAAAAAUUGGGCCAAAGACAGGAAAGUCCUUAGUUGUUCCAAUUGUGUUCUUUUGCCAAAAAAUUAUAUGGAUGCAAAAUGUGGAAAAAUAUAUAGAAAUUUCACUAUUUGUUUGCUUGGAACUUCUUGCUUUUUUUUUUCUUGCAUUCUUCACUGCUCUGCAGCAGGAAUGACCAUAUCUUUUUGUGUUUCAGUCAUACAGUGUCAACCACUGAGCUCUCCUGAGAAAGGCUCCAUGGAUUGCUCCCACAGGGCUGGGAUGUUCACCUACAACACCUCCUGCCACUUCAGCUGCCUUGAAGGAUGGAGUCUCAAUGGCUCUCGUGUUCUCGAGUGCAGCCAUUCAGGAAACUGGAGUGCCAGCCUGCCCACAUGUGAAGCCUCUGACCAAGCCAGCUACAUCUCUGUGGGCAUAGCAGCCACUUCUGCCUCUCUGCUGUCCUCAGCAUCAUUCCUCCUUUGGCUUGCAAGGCGCUUCCGGAGAAAAGCAAAGAAGUUUAUUCCUUUCAGGAACUGGCAGGAAACAGCCAGUGAAGGUAGUUUCCAAAGUGCUGGCGAGAAUGUCUAA
Lonchura striata (white-rumped munia) is the source of this 1866-nucleotide messenger RNA. The record is from RefSeq and is a predicted model, not a curated record. NCBI's taxonomy places the organism in Eukaryota, Metazoa, Chordata, Aves, Passeriformes, Estrildidae.